Nematocida minor is the source of this 2655-nucleotide messenger RNA. RefSeq names its product ubiquitin carboxyl-terminal hydrolase 7. Gene Ontology annotation, molecular function: cysteine-type deubiquitinase activity; cysteine-type endopeptidase activity. Gene Ontology annotation, biological process: protein deubiquitination. The record is from RefSeq and is a predicted model, not a curated record. Gene Ontology annotation, cellular component: cytosol; nucleus. The transcript has a single exon. Lineage: Eukaryota; Fungi; Microsporidia. Bases 1 to 2655 code for a protein of 884 amino acids.
AUGGACGACUAUUGUUUCAAAUGGAAUGUGAAGCAUCAGUGGGGAGAUAAGAGCAUAUUCAGCGAAUACUUCAACUCGCACAACUAUACGUGGCGGCUCGCUCUGAUAACCGCAGACAGGCCGUAUGUGUAUCUGGAGUACUUCGGGUACUUGACAUUCGAGGUGUUCACAGACUACAUUCUACAAAUAGAAUACGCAGAUGGAGAAAGAGAAGAAAAAAAAGUGACUUUUGGCUUUGGGACUCAGCUGGACUUUGGAGUGGAGGUCCAGGAGAAAGAAAAAAAAACAGUCUCCAUAAAAAUACUCUCUGCUGUCAGGUGCUACGAGUCGAAAAAAGACACACCGUACACGGGACUGAUCAACCUGGGCGCCACCUGCUAUCUAAACUCGAUAAUGCAAACACUCUUCCAUAUAAAGGGGUUUGUGAAAGAGCUCUUCAAACAGCCUCCAAGUAAAAAAACCGUGCAGAUGCAGAAACUGUUCUACCAGCUAGGAAAAGACGUGAUGUAUGCAGACACAAAAGACUUUACAAAUGCCUUUAAGCUGAAGGACGAAGACAUCGACGAGCAGCAGGACAUACAGGAGUUCUUCAAAGUUCUACUGGACGAGCUAGAAAAAGAGGCGAAGGGCACACCGUUUUUCAAAUACAUUGAAGACACAUUUUAUGGAACUCUCGGAACAACAAUACGCUGCGAAAAAGGGUGCGUGCGAGAAAGAACCGAGAAGUACAAUGAUCUGCAGCUGGUGAUGGAUCUGCCAUGCGUUGAGAACUCUGUAACAUCCCUUGAAGACUCUCUGCACGACUACAUGAAAACAACAGAUCUGCACGAGCCAAAUCUCUACAACUGCGAAGAGCACGGGUACGUGAAUGCAACUAAGACAGACUACUGCAAGACCUUCCCCCCUGUUCUCUUCCUCCAAAUAAAGAGGUUCAAUAUGAACUAUGAAACAGGGGAUGUGUACAAGCUGAACAACUACUACUCCUUCCCAAAAACUCUAGAUCUAUCGCCCUACACCCCAGACAAGGAUGCAGACAAUAAGUACACUCUCUACUCGGUGAAUGUGCACCUGGGCAAUGGAAUGUCAGAGGGGCACUACUACGCCUACAUAAAAAAGCCAGAAGGAUGGUACAAAUUCAACGACAGCUAUGUCACAAAGUGCAUGGAAAGAGAGGCAAUCCAGGAGACAUUUGGAGGACGCCAUCCGUACAAGAACAAGAUAAAGGUAUCGAAUGCGUACUAUCUGGUUUACAUAAGAACAUCUCAAAUGGACGAGCUUCUGAACUCGCAAAUAGAAGACGUACCAGAGGAUAUAAAAACAUCGGUAAAAAAAGAAAAGUUUCUUGCUUCGAAGGUAAAACUGGAAAUAUACAUGCCGUGCAUCAUGAAGGGAUACUGGGGCACAGGAUACUUCACUCCAGGUCAGCAGUAUCUCAAGUCAUCGCCUGCUGUUGUGGAGCUAGAGAACUCGCAGUCGUACAACCAGGUUACUCUCCAAGCCAAGAAACUUCUGUUCAACACGAGCACAGCAGAAGAAUCGAUACUUCUGUAUGCAAUUGACAGUGACUCAACUCUAAAGCAAAUCAGAGAAGCAGAGAUUGUUGCAGACUUGCCAAGCCACCAGCUGUUUGCCAUUGAAGCAGACAAGAACAUAAAAGAGGAAGACUCCUUUAUUCUGUUCGUAAAGCAGACUAAAGCCAUGGGGCAGCCGUACGAUCUCAAGGUGCUUAUCGACAUAAAGUCAGCGCACGUGGUGAACAGGAAGGCAAGUGUUAAGGAGUGGAUCAAGGCAGGGCACAAGCUAUCCAUCUCUCCGUUUGCAGAGAUUGACGGAAAGCCCAGGGAAAUAGAGGAUGGUGCAACAUUUGAAAAAGUUUUUAAAGGCGACUCAGGAGUGAUCAUCAUAGAUGCAGGCCUCAAGACAGUGGCAGAGUACUUCAAAGCCCUUUCAUGCCACAGGAUAUUUACGCUCGUGCACAAGAACCAGCAGAUCAGAAACUAUUGGCUGCCCUCCGAUACAACAGCUGAAAGCAUAGAAAAUCUGCUUAAAGAUACGCUGGAGUCAGAGAAGUUCAGAAUUACCGAAAUUGAAGAAGAAAAGAUAUGCAUAGAAGUAGAAGAAGGAUACGUUAUAGCCUAUCUAUCUGCCUUGGGAGAUAAAACAGAGAAUGUAAACCUCGUGGAGAAAAGAGCAUACAUCCUCCCCGAGACAGUUACAGGGGAAGAGAUACUUUCAGCGCUGAAAAUGGACAAAUCAGAGAUCACAUCGGAGACAAGAAUAUUGAAAACGCAUCUAGGAGCGGACAGCAUUACCUCGUAUAGGCCCAACUCCACAAAGAUAAAUCUGCGAAACAUGACACUGGUUGUCGUGCAGGAGGUGCACAAAAAAAUAAGAAUAGAAGCAGUGCUGAAGUACAGCACAGAGACCAUAGGCUAUCCCUUCCUCAUUGAUCUGGACAGCAAGAAAACCUCAAUGGAGCUGAAAAGAAUAUACGGGCUGGAGAACAGCGUCAUCUUUAAAACCACGCCGCUAAAGCAGACAGAGCUGGAAGAGAUGGCUCCUGUUCGAAAGCUCUCAAAAAAUGAAAAACUCAUCUUUAAAAUUACGUACAACCAGAAGUACCAACUGAAGUUUACUAGAUUAUAUUUUAGCUAA